Molecule: messenger RNA, 321 nt
Organism: Theileria annulata
Lineage: Eukaryota; Apicomplexa; Aconoidasida; Piroplasmida; Theileriidae
Product: small nuclear ribonucleoprotein, putative
Exons: 3
Coding region: 1-321 (106 amino acids)
Biological process (GO): spliceosomal snRNP assembly; RNA splicing
Cellular component (GO): U4/U6 x U5 tri-snRNP complex; precatalytic spliceosome; catalytic step 2 spliceosome
Molecular function (GO): RNA binding
Source: RefSeq, a predicted model, not a curated record
AUGUCAACAAAAAUGAAACAAGAUACGACGUCGAUGGAACUCGACAACAAGGACAACCCAGUUGGCCCAUUGUCAAUUUUGGAGGAAUGUGUCAGAGAAAACUGUCAAGUCCUAAUAAACUGCAGAAAUAAUCGCAAAAUUCUGGCCAGAGUGAAAGCUUUUGAUAGACAUUGUAAUAUGAUACUAACAGAUGUAAGAGAGAUGUGGACGGUCAGAGGAAAAGGAACAGGCAAAAAGAAACUAGAAACCAAAGAUAGAUUUAUAACAAGACUCUUCCUAAGAGGAGAUUCCGUAAUCGUUGUCUUAAAAAAUCCAAAAUAA